AUGUUCACUGUGUUGGAAGAGCUUUACUUGACUUGGGAAUAUCAAGAUCUCGCCCCCAGCAAUGCUCUGGAUGAAGAAGAGCAUUUCUUCGAUCGAAUUGCAGAUUGUUGUGAAUUCGCACCUCUCAAGAAGUGUACUCUCCAAAAUAUUCGUACUUCUGAGACGGCCUUGCUUUUAUUCCUCCACAAGGUUCGAUUGACCAGUCUCUGGAUGAAGGUGGUGUUUAUAACCAAUGGUCAAUUUGAGUCCAUUUUCCAUUACCUAUCUACUUCAAUGCCGAAUUUGGAGUACUCGCAUCUCUAUCAGUUGUUCCAUGAACUAGGCACGGUCUAUUUCAACGCACCUAUCGAACGCCGAUUUCCGGAAACAAGAGACGCAAGAACAGGUGAGCCGAUGCAAGGAGACUGGUUGGAAACCAUAAAUCGUUAA
Molecule: messenger RNA, 429 nt
Organism: Aspergillus oryzae RIB40
Lineage: Eukaryota; Fungi; Ascomycota; Eurotiomycetes; Eurotiales; Aspergillaceae
Exons: 1
Coding region: 1-429 (142 amino acids)
Source: RefSeq, a predicted model, not a curated record